AUGUAUCAAAACAGACAACCGGCGUAUGCGCCUACACCUCAUAGUUAUAUACCAAAUACCGCACUAUCUGCAACCAUAAAUUUGGACGAGCUCGAAAGAGCUUAUCUGAAGGAUGCGAUACCCGAAUCAGACUAUACUGAGACUUGUGAUCGAUUAUUGAAGCAAUACAAAGCUAUAUUAGCAGAUGAAAGUGUAGCUAGAGAAUUUGUGGAUUUGGAGACUUUCAAGAAUGAAUGGGAUAUAGAUGUCCCUAGAGCCACGGAAAGGAUUCGAAUAGGUUUACCUAGCACCGUUACUGCACCCCCAAUUAAUGUGUCUACGUCCAACAACAAUGGAACCAGCGGGACAUUGAUUCUCGAGGCGACUCAAGAUUUCAUAACAUUUUUGGAUGCGCUUAAGUUGGGAUUGUUAGCGAAGGAUCAACUACAUCCGCUAUUGUCAGACGUCAUACAGAGCGUAAAUAAGGUUACGGACAGGGACUUUGAGGGGAGAGGGAAGAUUGUUCAGUGGCUCAUUGCCUUGAAUCAGAUGAAAGCAACCGAGGAGGUUAGUGAGGACAAAGCCAGGGAGCUGGAGUUGGACAUGAAUUCGGCAUAUCAAGGAUUCAAGGCGACCUUAGCUUAA
Messenger RNA from Sclerotinia sclerotiorum 1980 UF-70, 624 nucleotides. RefSeq lists its product as hypothetical. The record is from RefSeq and is a predicted model, not a curated record. The coding region runs from base 1 to 624 and encodes 207 amino acids. NCBI's taxonomy places the organism in Eukaryota, Fungi, Ascomycota, Leotiomycetes, Helotiales, Sclerotiniaceae. Gene Ontology annotation, cellular component: ESCRT I complex. Gene Ontology annotation, biological process: protein transport to vacuole involved in ubiquitin-dependent protein catabolic process via the multivesicular body sorting pathway. Gene Ontology annotation, molecular function: protein-containing complex binding. The transcript has 3 exons.